AUGAUUGUUAUUACCGUGAUACGACUUCAAAACCUCACCCUACAACGCGGCAGCAAAAUUUUAUUACAUCAGAGCCAACUCACGCUUAACCCACAAGAACGCGUCGGCUUGAUUGGUAUUAACGGUGCAGGCAAAUCCUCUUUAUUUGCUUUAUUGCGCGGGCAGUUCCCACCCGAUGCAGGGGAUAUCCUUAUUCCACCAACUUGGCAAAUUGCCCAUGUGGCGCAAGAAACCCCAGCUAGCGAGCAAACGGCAUUGGAAUAUGUUUUAGCGGGGGACACGAUCUUACAGCAAACCCAAACGGCCAUUUUAGCGGCAGAACAGUCGGGUGAUGGCGAGAUGCUGGCUAAGCUACAUGCUCAAUACCAAGAUAUUGGCGGGUACACAGCCAAGAUGCGUGCCGAAAGCUUAUUGCAUGGUCUCGGAUUUAAACCUCACGAAACCGAGCACCCCGUUUCUUCUUUUUCGGGGGGCUGGCGGAUGCGAUUAAAUUUAGCCCAAGCACUGAUGUGCCCAUCGGAUUUGCUUUUGUUAGACGAACCGACCAAUCACUUAGAUCUCGACGCGAUCAUUUGGCUCGAAGACUGGCUGUUACGCUAUCAAGGCACUUUAAUGGUAAUUUCUCAUGACCGCGAAUUUUUAGAUAGUGUGUGCAACGUCAUUGUACACAUUGAUCAACAAGCUCUAAAAAGGUAUGGUGGCAAUUACUCCCAAUUUGAAGUGCAACGCGCACAACAACAGAACUUGCAACAAAGUGCUUUUGUCAAACAGCAAAAACAAAUUGAACAUUUACAAAGCUUUAUCAUCCGGUUUAAAGCCAAAGCCACCAAAGCCAAGCAAGCGCAAAGCCGUAUCAAACAACUCGAACGCAUGGAGCAACUCGCACCAAUACGCCUUGACCGUUCCUUUGAGUUUGAGUUUCUCACCCCUGAUGCCGCCCCUAAUCCGUUAUUGGAUAUGGCCUUGGUCGAUUGUGGCUACGAAACAAAUCGAGCCAUUUUACAGCGCGUCACCCUCACCAUCCAGAACGGGCAACGGAUUGGACUUUUGGGUGCAAAUGGACAAGGUAAAUCCACGCUGAUUAAAACCAUCGCAGCUGAAAUCCAACCUCUUUCUGGCAAUAUACAGCUGGGGAAAGGACUACAAAUUGGUUAUUUUGCACAGCACCAACUCGAAACCUUACGCCCACAAGACACUCCACUGGAACAUUUAAAUCGGCUCGCACCAAACGAACGUGAACAGGUUUUACGCGAUUUUCUAGGACGAUUUAAUUUUCCAGGCACGAUGGCCACCAGCCCCAUUGAACCUUUAUCAGGGGGGGAAAAAGCCCGUUUAGCUCUAGCGCUUAUUGUUUGGCAA
Darwinula stevensoni is the source of this 1359-nucleotide messenger RNA. The record is from the annotation of a GenBank genome assembly. NCBI's taxonomy places the organism in Eukaryota, Metazoa, Arthropoda, Ostracoda, Podocopida, Darwinulidae.